UUGACGACCUUACAUCGUGGUCUGUCAACUGAAAGAAGAAAGGUUAGGCGCCGCAGAUCUGACUCUGGUUCAGAACGCGGCCUUACAUUUUUAACUGCUAUCCCGGCUAUCUUAGCGCACGUGACAUUAGCAGCAUGAAGUCGGCCGUGUUGGUCUCGGCUCUUCUGUUAUCUGUCUCGAUCGGAAGGACAAAUGCAGAUGUGUGCCAUUGGGAAGGCGAAGCUCCCUUCUGUGACCCUGGUGACUGUGAUAUCGGUACCUACGUCCGCAGUGACAAUUGUGGAGACGGGAGUUGUUGCUGGUCGGGCCACAAGAUAUAUUGCUGUAUACCCGACAUUGACGAGUGCGCGACCAACAAUGGUGGCUGUCAGCAGAUCUGUACCAACACCAUCGGAAGUUUUUAUUGUUCCUGUGGGGAAGGUUUUCUCCUUGGCCCUGAUCGCUCUACCUGCUUUGGUGAGGGAUAUUACGGCAUUAGCUGCCACUGGGAAGGUACAGCUCCCUUCUGUGACCCUGGUGACUGUGAUAUCGGUACCUACGUCCGCAGUGACAAUUGUGGAGAUGGCGAUUGUUGCGUCACUGGCCAUAAGAUACACUGCUGUUACAUGUUGGAACCUCCAUUAUGGUCAGCAUCCUCGGAGUGGGAUUCACAUCACUCACCUGAUCGUGCAGAUAUCAACACUCGCGAGACUCCAGAUGCAGCAGGUGCAUGGGCAGCAGCAGCAAAUGACCAGGACCCAUGGCUGAUGAGAGAUCUUGGCGACGUUAGCGUCAUCGCCGGCAUCAUCACCAAAGGCAGGAACUACAGCCCUGAUUGGCCAUGGGGCAUACAUGACCAAUACGUCACAUCCUACACCAUUUCAUACGGCAAUGCAAACGGUGAUGAGACGUUCUACACCAAUGCCGAUGGGCAAGUUACUGUUUUUCCGGCGAAUGACGACAGAGACACGGAGGUCUACAACGACUUCGGAUAUUUCAGUGGCGGCAUAACUGCGCGCUUCGUCAAAAUCCAUCCGCAGACAUGGCAUGAGUACAUCUCCAUGCGGGCAAAGAUUGUGACAGAUAUAAACGAGUGCGAGACCAACAAUGGUGGCUGUGAGCAGAUCUGUACCAACACCAUCGGGAGUUUUGAGUGUUCUUGCCGUGACGGUUUUCUCCUUGCCGCUGACGGCUUGACCUGUAACACUGCUGUGUGCCACUGGGAAGGCACAGCUCCCUUCUGUGACCCUGGUGACUGUGAUAUCGGUACCUACGUCCGCAGUGACAAUUGUGGAGACGGGAAUUGUUGUUUUACGGGCCAGAAGAUAUACUGCUGUGUCGCAGCUGAAUGGCUUGAAGUUUUUUCAACUGUGAAAGGAACAGGACAAACUGUUUACGACGCCUGGAGAGCUGGUCCUGGUGCAAUAGUCCUCCACAAUAAAUGUCCAGUGGUAGAUCAUUGGGAAUCGCUUGACAUCCUACGGGUGAGGGUUGUGUUGGAGACAAACGCUGGAAAUGCAAAGCUGAUUUUUGACGGGACAAACACUAACAAGUUCGACUGGUUCUCCAAGCCUCGUCUCUUGUCAUCUCCUUGGGGCGAUCUCGAUGUUGAGCCUCAAAACUUCUUCUCGAUCGAAGGAAGCCCAAAUUUGGAACGUUCUUUUUACAUCAAUCGCAACUGGGAUGGUUGCCCCGCUGACGCUGGUUGGAUGGUGGUGGCCGACGGCGGUGCGGACGGAUUUUGCCCAUGGGAGCAAACUCCUGAUAAUAAUGUACCCUACAUCCUCUUUUCUAACACUGGAGGCUACGCCAACUUUAACGGAGGGGGUAUUGUAGCAGCCGAUCGGAUGGUCAUCUACAUCGAAACGGCCGAAAAAGUGCUGUGCUCUUGCCCAGAUGGCCAGUCUCUAAGUGAAGAUGGAACAUCCUGUGUCGAUAUUAACGAGUGCGAGACCAACAAUGGUGGCUGUGAGCAGAUCUGUACCAACACCAUCGGGAGUUUUGAGUGCUCCUGCCGGGACGGUUUUCUUCUUGACGCUGAUGGCUUUUCCUGCCUUGAUAUAAACGAGUGCGAGACCAACAAUGGUGGCUGUGAGCAGAUCUGUACCAACACCAUCGGGAGUUUUGAGUGCUCCUGCCGUGACGGUUUUUUUCUUGCCGCUGACGGCUUGACCUGUCACACGGUGACCAGGACCGAUUGGUGCGUACUUCCAGGGAGGGGAAUUUGCACCUCAUGCGGAGAUCCACACACACGCAUGUUUGACGGGACUCCCUACAAUUUCCAAGGCCCGUGCAGAUACACGUUCGCCAAGGACUGCGGAGACAGCAGCGACUUUACUGUGGAAGUGCAACACGUACCCGUGGGGCCGCUUGCAUCUGUGUCAGUCGUGCGCGAGGUGUUCGUAUUAGCAUACGGGGAGGAAGUCGGAAUUCACCAGGGAAGGGUCGUGACGGUGAACGGAUCCCCGCGCACAGUUUCCUUCUCACUGGCAAUGGACAGGAUCCUUGUGACGUACUAUGGUGUGUGGGUCCAUGUGCAGUUGGUAGAGUUCUGUGUGGACAUUUACUACGACGGAAUUCAUUGUGUUAAGGUGACGGUUACACCUUACUACUGGGAUAGGAUGUGCGGACUGUGUGGUAACUACAACGGCAACAUGGGCGAUGACAACAUAAUGUCCGAUAUGAUCACCAUCGCUUCAACCUGGAACGAAUUCGGGCUUAGCUGGUUGGUCGAAGGCGAAGAGGAGAAGAGUUGCGGAGAAGGAAAAGUCCCCGGACCGUGUGCAGGGGGAUUGAUGACACUUGUGUCCAAUAAUGGCAACUGCGGGAUGAUUACGGACCCUUCAGGCCCGUUUGCCGCCUGUCAUGCUGCUGUGCCUCCUGGGGAUUUUUUUAAUGACUGCACUUUCGAUAUGUGCGCACUGGGCGGGGACAUCGUGGGUCUCUGUGAGAACCUGGAGCACUAUGCCCUUGUCUGUAAUGACGCAGGCGUGUUCAUCACAUGGCGGUCUCCAACCCUUUGUCCAAUGGUGUGUCCGCCAAACAGCCAUUACACAACGUGCACAAGCCUCUGUCCCGCGACCUGCCAGGAUCCUAACCCAGCGUGUAUAGGAUGUGAAGAUACUGAAAGCUGUGAGUGCGAUGCAGGUUACGUCAUGAGCGGACAGCACUGUGUCCCAAUUGAGGAAUGUGGCUGCACCGACCCCGGGACCGGUCAAUAUUACGAGCUCGGAGAAAUCUGGGUUGAGAACGGUCAACGUUGUAUUUGCAAGGAAAAUAACAUCAUUGUCUGCAAAGAUUGUUCCUUUGACAUUGUCUUUCUACUCGACCGUUCUUCGAGCAUUGGACCCUAUGCAAUGUACUUCGCUGAAAAAUACAUCGCGUACAUCAUCAUGUGUUUGCGGGGUCUAGAUGUUGAGGUUGGGUUGAUUUCUUAUGACUGCGAAUCGAGGUGGCUAAUCUCGCAGGGCCUCUACACCGUGGAUACGUCCGGUCUCAUCCCCAAAGUUAAGGCUUCUGAGUUUACUGGGGGGGAGAGCCGAACUGGACAUUCCAUCUACCAUUACAUCUGCACGGAAAAUUCCCGACCCGAUAUUCCUCGAGUGGCAGUUGUGCUGACCGAUGGUGAUCCUACAGAUGGCAACUUGUAUGCAGUCUACUCCGACGAAGCAAGGGCACGGGGCAUAGAGUUGUACACUGUGGCAAUUUCAAGGAAUGACCUGUUCGACUUCAGUGUGCUUGAGUACAUCGCGGGUGGUGCAGACCGAGUGUUCGGCCGUUUCAGCUGCUGCGAUCUUGCCAUCAAGAUACUGCGGGAUGUGUGCGUACCUUAAGGACCCGGCAACGGAGAACGUGGUCUUCAGCGAGUUCAUCUUCCUUCCGCCGAAGACAAGAGCAAAUGGACAUUGCUAUCUUUAUUCUGAAAGAGAUGUAUGAUUCCUUUCACUUCCAAAAUCAUUAAAAUAAACGUUUUGCAGAAGUUCAGUAUUAAUUUACUUCAACUGGUCAUCAAGACUAUGUGUCUCUACCACAACAUACAUAACACAGACUUUUCUGGCUUGACAUAAUCUAGUGAUACUAAAACAUCCCAAGACAUUUUAAAUGACUUCACAAUACCAGAGAUAUCAUACAUCACUUUUAGAUUACUAUUUCAUAGAUAUCUCUUCAAUUUUUUUUUGCAUUGUUUCAAUCCUUUCCACUAUGUUAUCUCCUGGCAUGUUUUCUAUAAUCGCAACUGUUGUAUCUACUUGGCUAAAGUGUUCUCUUUCUUUACAUCCUGCGAAGCAAUUAUUUCUCCACUGAACGACUACAAUAGAAAAUACAAGCUAUUUUGCUUAUCCAUUCCAUUUAGUUGCAUGAUAGAACAAUACACAGCAUAGAAUCUUCUGCUUGAUACAUACGUUUCCUGUCUUCAGCAAAAUAGUACGACAUAGAUGCUUUACUACAACCUUUCUAUAACGUAAGAAUUUAAAAUUUCUGCCUGUUGCUAACGUUAGAAGAAAAAACAUAUUUCCAAAUGAUGGGAAACUUCCCCCUCAAUUUCCUUAACAAUGUUAGUAUGAAACGCCUUAAGGGAUGCGAUACAGCCAUAGCGAAGUUUAUGGUUACCUUUUAUCUCAAAGACAAAAUUAUUGAUAUAAGAAAAAUAUUUGAAGAAGGCUGGAUCCAAAUUGUUAAACACAUGAUGAUUUUAAUUAUAAAGCUAUUCCACGUGAAAUUCGUCAAAAUUGGUCUCUGAUUACCACUGCACUACAUGUAAACAUUAAACAACAUGACAAUCGCCUUGUUAUCUUUCUCUAAGUCUCUCUAUCUAUAUGUCAUGUUGUUUAGUUAUAUCGCCCUAAACAGGAAACAACCGAUGUUUAUUUAAAAACGGUUUUACUCGUGGAAUAGAUGUAUUAACUGACAUUCAAAGAAAAAAAUAAUUAGCUAUGGUGUUUAAUGCUGCUUAAUGGGGCAAUGGGUUUAAGCUAUAUUGAUACGUUAUUCGGAAUAUUGUUAACCAAGAUAAUGUCAAGAGAAGCACAGAUGCAUUUUGCAAUUGUUUAACGGGAUGAGUCAAAGAGAAAUGUUACGAACUCUUCAUUAAAAAAUCGGAUAAUCAUUGCAGGAAUGAUAAAACUGCUGUGAAAAAAUCACUAAGACCUCGUUCGCCCCACCCCAACCGUUUAAAAGGAAAAUGGCAAUCCUUCAAUGGAACAUGUGAAGUCCAAUACGUCAUUCUUUAUGACUAUGAUUUAUAUAGCAAAUUAAAGCACCAUUUCUGUAAAGGCAGCCAGAAAGCGUUGCCAUGUUAUGUUCUGAUCAAUUAUUAUUUUAUUUUUUUAAACUGCGAUAUAAAAUUAUGUCAUGUCAAAUUGAGGUUAAAGCGUGCCGUGCGAAUACGACGUGUUUCUUAAAUAUUACAUAUUUACUUCUCUGCCGAUGAAACAACUGUGAAAUGUUAUCAUGCCCAGUAAACCAAACGAAGAUAUAUAAAAUGCGUUUGGAUAGCUGAUAAGUUUUAAAUCAUUAUAUCAACAUAUAUCAUGCUUGCUUUAUCAUUUAAGCCACUUAGACAACAAAACGCUUCAUUACGUUAUAGUAUGUAUUGCUUAACGCUAGAUGACUUGUGCAUUGGUGAAAUAGUUUCUUUGGCUUUUAUGAUGUUUGGGCUUAAGUUAUCCAUAAUAUCCAAUUAUUAUCAUAUUGUGAAGAAUGCCUCUUGUAUUUUUAACUAAAUGGUUAACUAAUGAAACAGAAAUUAAAAACACAGGUGUAAUUUGGCAAUGAGAAAUACAAAAAAAUUACGACCAAAGAUAAAAGACACAAAUAAGGACUUUGUGGCUGAAAUGGAACACUGAUAUGGCUUGAAAUGUGCACAUGUCAAGUAUAUAAUUCGUCUCUGAAUUAUGACCCUACAAUCGAAUGCGACUACUUGAAUCAUUCUUCACCUUUAACGGCAUCCAGUGUAGUUUUUAGGUCUUGGAAACGCAAAUUUUCUUUAUUGAGCAUAUUGAGCUAAAACCACACUAUCCCAACGUAUAUUGACCCUCAUGGAGCAAAAAUUAACAAAAAUUCUGACGGAAAAUGGUUACUGGAAGGGCUCUGGUCUGAUUUUUAAAUGCCCAAAGUAUAAAAUGCUGAUUUGAAUGUGCGAAUGUGAAGUACUAAUAACUGUACUAUGUGUCAAUAUCACAAAGAUCGCCCUAAAAACAUUGGAUGCCUUUAACUUAAAAAUAUCAAAGUUUCACUAGAAAAGGUCGUGCUGUGAUGAUGAAGACCAAAGUUUCAAAUAUAGCACUCAAGUAAUUAAGUGCAGAAUAAUAAUACCUAAUGUGUAUAAAAUGAUUCGUUAGCGACAGUGACAAUGAUAUUCCUGAUGAUUCCGUGUAUUUUGUACACCUCACAACAUUUAGAGGUGUAACGUGUAGACGUAAUACAAUUUCGAUCUAUAAUAUACCACCUAGAGCAGUGUAUAAUGUCAAUAGAAAUAUGGCUUGUCAGUAAAGAUCAUGGUAAAACAGUUCAACAUUUCACAGUGAUUUCUGAAUCACUCACAGCAGACCUAUAUAGAUAAUAAAUCGUAAA
Messenger RNA from Branchiostoma belcheri (Belcher's lancelet), 6549 nucleotides. RefSeq lists its product as uncharacterized. Gene Ontology annotation, molecular function: calcium ion binding. The transcript has 27 exons. Lineage: Eukaryota; Metazoa; Chordata; Leptocardii; Amphioxiformes; Branchiostomatidae. The record is from RefSeq and is a predicted model, not a curated record. Gene Ontology annotation, cellular component: extracellular matrix. Bases 135 to 3812 code for a protein of 1225 amino acids.